AUGCCCCAACGCCAUUUUGACUUCACCUACACCGACGAGGAGGCCGACUGCAUCACCACCAACUCGAGCAGCCCACGGCAGUAUUUUGAACUCCUCUACUGGCUGAAGAAGCAGCCCAGCCGCACCCUGAGCAUCACCACCUCCAUCGCGCCCCUCAACCGAGCGCUGGAGAUCCGCAACUGGGCCGGCGAUCGUGCACUCUCGCCCUUCGACUUUCCGGAACCGGACAACACGCAAGAACGUUUUAUGGACCUGCUCAGACGCCUCGAGCUGAAGCAGGAAAAUGUGAAGGAGGCCGCCGAGAGAACUCUCGCCAAUCAGCAGAGAAUCUUGGACAGCUACCGGCAGCCGAGCAGCAGCCCUGCCACGACCGUAUCCUCGUCUCCAACUCUACCCGAAAUGUCCCCUCCCCAGCCAUUUGAGAUGCCGCUCAACGCCGAGUGGACCAGAUUCCAGAACGAGGCCAAGGAAUCGUUGAUGGAAAUUCAGCAGUUGAAGAAGCUGCCCUCGCCCAUCGGGCCGCCAAAGAAAACGACGCGCCUAACGAUGGUGCACUCAGAGACGCUGUCCGUCAAUGGGAACGAGUGGAAGCGACAUGAAGCCGUUCAGACGAGCGAUGUCGCCACUUGCGCCGGCAUUUGCUCUGAUAUCUGGCCGUGGACCAAGCAGAUGAGCCCCGUCAAGGAGCCCCUCCCCGCCGUCGUCUUGGAACGUCUAAAGAAGCCGUUCCACACCCGGGGACUUGUCGUCAAGAAGCGGGAGACCGGCUGCUACACAAACGGCAUCCUAAAGCGUGUACGCCUCGAGCGCCGCAAAGAAGCUGAACAGGCCGCCGAGCGCGAGAAGGCUGCCGCCCUGGUCGUCGAGAUGAGCGCCAACACCGAGCAGCAACAACAGCAGCAAUCGAAGUCGAUCUCCGAGCAGCUGGGCGAGAUUCGAAUUGGUAUCGUCAAGGAGUGCCGCUCAAAAAUCGCCCCGGCCCCCAACGAUGAAAAUGACACAAAGAUGGAGACGUUCUCGAAGUCGUUCCGCAUGGUCAAUUUGUCAAACGAGGAGCUGGCGAAUAUUAAGCUUCGUCUGUUCCGCAAGUCAAACGGCGUCCGCGACACGAUGGGCGACCGUGCCAUCGAGUUUGAGCCGAACGAGAUGUGCAAGAUUCGCAUCGGGAUGCGCGUGCCGAUGGAGCGCUACGAGAAUUUCUUCGUCUCGUACGUGAUGGAGAACGCGGACGGGCAGGUGAUCUCGCCGUACAUCCAUCUGCUCGCCUACGCUAAUAUGAAGCCGGGGCAGCAGAUGAACAUCGUCACCCAGCCGGAGACGAGCUGCGCCCGCGUGCGCCCCUUCACGAAAGACCAGAUCCCGCCCAACUCCUCGCCGGCCAAGGAGGAAAUUUCGCCGGAAGAGAAGAUGAUCGAGCUGCUCGAGAUGAAGCAGCUCAAGAUCGAGGUGGCCGAGCAGACGCCGGAAGAGAAGAAGAGGGCGGAAGAGCAGGCGUCAUGGGACGCCUUGUCGCCAAGAUCUCAAGAAGAGAUCCUGAGCGUCAUUCGUCACCACAGCCGACCGAGUUCUGAGCCCGAGCCCGAGCCGGUCAACCCGACGAAGCGCACGGCCUACUCACUGGCCGAAUACGCUAUCGCGCCCCAUCGUUUCGUUCACAACCGCCGUAGGCCGCAGGUGGUCACCACGACCACCGUCGUCCCCAUGCCGGCCCCCAUCGCCAAGCCGGACGUGAAGUCAGAAGCCAAGCCGGAAGCCAAGCCGGAAGCUGCCAAAAUUGAAGCGGUCAAGCCUGCUGCAGUUGUUGUCAAGCCAGUAGAGCCCGUUGACGAGGAGGUCAACGCCAUCAUUGACCGCGCCAUCAAUGAGCACAUGCUCAUCGACACCAGCCUCGAGGGCGACGAAGAGGAGCGCAGCGCGCGCGACGCCCGCGACGCCCUCGCCGCCAUGGAGGCCAUCCUGGCGCAGUUCCGCAUCCAGGAGGCACAGAUCGAGAUUCAGAGGGGCAUCAACGACUCGAAGGCCACCGGCGUGCAGUCGCUGGUCAGCAUCGCCCAAAACGUCGCCAAGAAGGUGCAUCCGGUUGAGGUCAUCGAAAGCCUGGAAUACCGUCACUACCAGCCGCAGCAGGAGAAGGCCAGCGAGGAGCAGCAAAACGCAGCUGAGAACGAGACCACCGAGGACGACGAGACCGAAGAGGACGAAUAUACCUACGAAUCUGAGGCCGAGGAUGAAGCCGAGGAGCCGGCCGUCGAAACCAGCUUCGAAAGCGUUCCCCCGCAAGCCGCCCAAAUCAUUGUGGAGGAGGUGGCCGACGAUGUCGAGGAGGACGAGGAGGAGGAUGUUUUGGACCACCAAUCUGAGGUUUUCCGCGCCCCCGUGCUCACCGAGUCCGAGUUCGAGCUGUACAGCACUGAUGUGACCCAAGGUGAUCAAUCGGAUGUGGAUUCCGAGACCGAGUCGCUGGACUCGUCCUACUCGAUGCCGCGCAGCUCCGAGGGCGGCGUCGACUCGGACGACGACAGCGAGUUCGAGGUGGUCGGCCGCUGUCCGGGAGGACUCGUGGCUGACUCGGCGGAAGAAGCGUGGGCGUGGGGUGCCCUUCGGCUCAACACCAGUGAUGAGAUGGACAUGAUGAAGAUGUGGCUCCACUUUGGCGAACGGGAGAAGAUCCUCUUCUCGUGGUGGAAGACCGGCACCGCAGCUGGCCUCCUUCUCUCCGUCGUCAUCAUCUUCCUCCUCUGCAUUUUCCACGAGGCGAUCAAGGGCCUGCGCUACUUUAUCGCAAUUCAGCAUGAAAACGAGAGAAGAAAUGAACGUCAGGAACGCCUAAACCGGCCGAGCCCACCAACCGGCACGCCGCCCGACAAUGUUUCCGAGAGAUCCGUUUCGUUUUCACCGCUUCUUCGAUUUAGCGGAACGACUCGCCGCCUCUUCACGCGCUACCGCAUCGCCCAAGCUCUGCUCUACGGCGUCCAGAUCGUGCUCUCCUACAUGCUGAUGCUCAUCGUGAUGACGUUCAACGUGUGGCUGAUCCUAGCCGUGGUCAUUGGUGAAGCCGUCGGCUAUUUCCUGUUCACCGGCUCGCCAGUGAUCGACGACGGCGUCAGCGACUGUUGU
Mesorhabditis spiculigera is the source of this 3117-nucleotide messenger RNA. NCBI's taxonomy places the organism in Eukaryota, Metazoa, Nematoda, Chromadorea, Rhabditida, Rhabditidae. The record is from the annotation of a GenBank genome assembly.